ACAGCACCGAGAUCAUUCUAGACUCUUAUCGAAAAGAAAAGGAUGGUUUAUUACAGAAACAGUUGCUCAGAGAGGAACAGAAGAUAGCCACAUGUAGGUCUGGAUGUUCGCAAGUUGCAUUCGUAACAUAUAAAAGUGAAAUAAUAUGUGGUUCAGCUUUCAUUGUUUGUUCAUCGUUAGGCUCGAAUACAUUAUCAUUGCUUAACAUUGGGAAAGUGCAUUUUUCUAUAUUUUACGAAAUCAUUAAAAACAAAUUGUUGGUACACCGCCUGUAACUUUGAGAUAACAUUAUUACGCUGAUAAUGGGCCAUAUACUUACGGUGUUUGUUUACCUGUUUUUGGCAUUAAUACUAUUAGUAACAUACACGGAGGGCACGAAAUGAAAAAAUGGCUUAACAAGCUUGGGACGAGGCCAGGUGCGCCUUCUACUACCGUUGACGCUUGUAGAAAAGGACAUAAAUAUGUGGGAUUGAAUUAAGGAAAGGCAUAUAUGAAAAUUGAACCACUGAGAAUUCAAAGUAAUAAUUAAAUAAAAGAAAUACAUCAAAACACAACAACAAAUACGAACUACUUUAGUAAGACAGAAACCAUUUUUAUAUUUUGAAUAAAACUGCCGUAGUGACCGAUGGAUUUUAUUAGAAGGCGCACUAAAAAGGUUAUAAUACAUGUACCUUAUAAACUGAAGAAAAUAAAGCACACACAUACCGUGUACAAGACGAUUCAUCACCAUCAUACCCACCACGAUCCGAAUUCCGAUUACAACCUAUCACCUUCUGAAGAGCACGAGCACUUCCAUCACGUGCAUCUGCAUGAGGAACCGCCUACAGGACAAUACAACCAGCCUAUUCCAGGAGUCGAAAUUCCAGAGUUCUUACCGGAUGAUGAUUUGCUUUCCCCACUUGACAUUCCAGAUAUACCUAAUGAAAUCAGAGGGCUGACACCGCGACUUCCCAUGUCUCUUUACAAGUUAAAGAAUAUUAAAAGAGACGACUGACCGCACUACAAGUAAUUUUAGAUAAGCUAAGAUAAAACUUAAAUAUAUUGAAUAAACUUAUGAAUUCUAAUCAAAAUAAAUUAUUUAUAGACUUAUUAUUUAUUCGUAGCUUUUCAUUCGUUUUUGAUAGAUUUAAAAAAGCGGACUUGUUCUUGCCAGUAAAUAAUUAAUUGUAAUAAUAUAAAUCUUUUGUAGUUGUUAUUACAUGUUAUGUUAGUUUUUUUAUUAAUAAAUAGCAAUUACUAAAAACAAACUAAA
Messenger RNA from Bombyx mori (domestic silkworm), 1252 nucleotides. RefSeq lists its product as uncharacterized. The coding region runs from base 626 to 994 and encodes 122 amino acids. The record is from RefSeq and is a predicted model, not a curated record. NCBI's taxonomy places the organism in Eukaryota, Metazoa, Arthropoda, Insecta, Lepidoptera, Bombycidae. The transcript has 6 exons.